GCAGCAUUGGGUUUGGGCGACACCUCAAACGCCUGCAAGAUGCUAAAGGAAAAUACGUUGUUUUGGCGUUUAUAUGAAGAACAACACGCCCUGAAAAACUCUGUAUAAUACAUCCGAAUCAGAAUGGGCGAAGAAGCCAAGAUGCGAACAUGUCAUCUCUUGGAUCUGCCCUGGGAAGAUGUACUUGUUCCACACAUUUUAUGCUAUUUGCCGCUGCAACACCUGGUCAGCCUGCAGAGGGUGAGCAAGCAGUUCCACAGCCUCAUCCAGGUGUAUCUGGCCAACUGCAGGACUUUUGAUCUGUCCCCGAUUGGACCAUGCAUUCCCAAGGAAGCAUUUUGCUCCAUGUUAAAGGACAACAAAGUUCUCCAGAGCCUGUCACUUCAGAACUGCUCAGACUGGGUGACAGACAAGGAGCUGCUGCCAGUUAUUGGACAGAACCAGCAUCUGCAGAGGGUGGACAUGAACGGGUGUGUUUGGCUCACCCGACACUCCCUGGUGGCUGUGUCCUUGAGCUGCAUGCACCUCCAGCACCUCGGCCUGGCGCACUGUGAGUGGGUGGACAGCCUGUCCCUGCGCAGCCUGGCUGACCACUGCGGGGAGCUGCAGUCGAUCGACCUCACCGCCUGCCGCCAGCUCAAGGACAACGCCAUCUGCUACCUGGCUAAAAAGUGUUUGAAGUUGAAGUCUCUAUCUUUGGCAGUUAAUGCCAACGUCACUGACGAGUCGGUGGAGGAGGUGGCCAAGAACUGCAGGGGCCUGGAGCAGCUGGACCUGACAGGUUGCCUGAGGGUCAGGAACCAGUCCAUCAGGACUCUUGCAGAAUAUUGCCCAAAGCUGCAGUCCCUGAAGGUGAAUCACUGCCACAAUGUGACAGAGUCAAGUCUCGAUCCUCUACGGAAGCGCAAUGUUGUGAUAGAUGUUGAGCCGCCCUUACAGAGAGCUUUGGUUCUUCUUCAGGAUGUGCUGGGGUUUGCUCCCUUUAUCAAUCUCCAGAUAUAACCAGAGGACCAUCUCUCUGCCCAAUGCAGGUGUCUUUGUGACAGCAGUCACUCUCAGCUGUGCAUCACAUGAGUUACUGUAAACAUGUCAAGACAAUCCAAGAAAACCUGGAUUUGUUGCACUCAAGUUUGUGCAUCUAAAUAACGUGGACAAUUAAAACUCACUGCAAUGCGAUCAAAGAUGCAUAUCUAAGAUGGAACUGAAAACAAUGCCACAUUUGUAAAUGACAGAAGAAAGCCAUGUACUUUUAAGAAUUGCUGCCACAUAUCCAAAAGAUGUCACUGCACUUUUUUCUUAAUCAUUCUAUGUUGUAAUAAUGUGGGUUUGUAGAAAAGCAGUUCUAACCAAAGUACAGUACAUUGUUUUGUUAGUAUUUUAUGUAUAUGAUAUUGUAAAAAGCAGUUAUCUUAUGUUUCAUUUAGAAACAUUUAAAGAUGUUUGAGUUUAAUUAAACAUUUCAUUUUGCAUGUGCCAACUUAAAGGAUAAGUUCACCCAAUUCCCCACCAAACAUUUUCUCAUUUACCACUAGUUUUGUCUAGCCCUUGGUUUUAUUUGUCCAGGUUCUGUUAUCUCCACUACUGAGACUCCUGCCUGCCGUCACUGCUGACCAUGUGUCUUCCAGAAACAAUGUCCUGGCUCCUCAGGAUAAUCCACAGACCUCACUGUCAGCAGUUUUUAACACUUUCCUGGUGACUUUCCUGGUGAAAACUGUUGCUUACAGGGUUUUUACACCGAAACUUUAUGGCUAGAUACUACUGGGGUAACUGGGAAUGUAUAUUUUUUUGGUAUGGGUGAAGCAACCCUUUAAUCUACACUGUUAAUAAAGGCAUAGUUGUAUAUCCUAGUACAUGUUUGAAAUAAGUAUAAGAAUUUAUUAUGACUGUUUUCCUUUAAACCUUUGAAAUGAAUUUUGUAAAAAGUACCUGUGUGGUUUCCCUGUAACACAGUGUAUGAAUUAUAUAAGAAAUAUUAAAUUGCAAAAUUCAGCACAGUCAGAAGUGACUAUUAGUUUUCCU
This is a messenger RNA of Toxotes jaculatrix (banded archerfish), 2019 nucleotides long. RefSeq names its product F-box and leucine-rich repeat protein 15 (gene fbxl15). Lineage: Eukaryota; Metazoa; Chordata; Actinopteri; Toxotidae. The record is from RefSeq and is a predicted model, not a curated record. The transcript has 5 exons. Gene Ontology annotation, cellular component: SCF ubiquitin ligase complex. Gene Ontology annotation, biological process: SCF-dependent proteasomal ubiquitin-dependent protein catabolic process. Bases 124 to 1002 code for a protein of 292 amino acids. Gene Ontology annotation, molecular function: protein binding.